AAGCACCCAUUGCUUUGCUUUGGUUCUAGGCACAGUGAGCUGCACGUUGUUCCUGGCUGUUAAUGGUCUGUAUUCGGCCAGUGAUGAUGUGAUAGAGCUAACACCAACAAACUUCAACCGGGAGGUCAUUCAGAGUGAGAGCUUGUGGCUCGUGGAGUUCUAUGCCCCAUGGUGUGGUCAUUGUCAAAGACUUACCCCUGAGUGGAAGAAAGCAGCAACAGCAUUAAAAGGUGUAGUGAAAGUAGGUGCAGUAGAUGCCGACAAGCACCAGUCCUUGGGCGGGCAGUACGGCGUCAGAGGGUUUCCAACUAUCAAGAUUUUUGGAGCCAACAAAAACAAAGCAGAAGAUUAUCAGGGUGGCAGGACAAGUGAAGCUAUUGUCGAUGCUGCUCUAAGUGCUCUUCGGUCCCUGGUAAAAGACCGUCUGAGUGGCAGAAGUGGAGGAUAUAGUUCUGGGAAACAGAGUCGAGAAAGCGGAGGUGGAGAUAAGAAGGAUGUGAUCGAGCUGACUGAUGACAGCUUUGAUAAGAACGUCCUAAACAGUGACGAUGUGUGGAUGGUGGAGUUCUACGCCCCUUGGUGUGGGCACUGCAAAAAUCUGGAGCCGGAAUGGGCAGCAGCUGCCACUGAAGUGAAGGAGCAAACUAAGGGAAAAGUUAAGCUGGCUGCUGUGGAUGCAACCGUUAAUCAGAUGCUGGCCGGUCGAUACGGGAUUCGUGGAUUUCCCACAAUCAAAAUCUUUCAAAAAGGAGAAGAUCCUGCUGAUUAUGAAGGUGGAAGAACUAGGUCUGAUAUCAUUGCUCGUGCUCUGGAUCUGUUUUCUGAUAAUGCACCACCACCCGAGCUCCUGGAGAUCGUUAGUGAGGAUGUUUUGAAGAGCAUCUGCGAUGCUCAUCAGCUCUGCAUAAUUUCUGUCCUGCCUCAUAUUCUUGACACAGGAGCCUCAGGGAGGAAUUCUUACUUGGAUGUCAUGUUAAAAAUGGCUGAAAAAUACAAGAAGAAAAUGUGGGGAUGGCUGUGGACAGAAGCAGGUGCUCAGUCAGAUCUUGAGAGCUCUUUGGGCAUUGGAGGCUUCGGGUAUCCAGCAAUGGCAGCUGUUAAUGCACGGAAGAUGAAAUUUGCCCUUCUGAAAGGAUCCUUCAGUGAGCAGGGGAUUAAUGAGUUUCUCAGGGAGCUCUCUGUUGGCCGUGGCUCUACAGCACCAGUGGGUGGUGGAGCUUUCCCCAAAAUUAAUGUAGUUGAACCUUGGGAUGGCAAAGAUGGUGAGCUUCCAGUAGAAGAUGACAUUGAUCUCAGUGAUGUGGAUCUUGAUGACUGGGAUAAAGAUGAGCUGUGAGAUCUUCAGGAACCUCUUUUCUUGGGAGAGUUUGUGCAGCGGUUGGCAACCUGGUUCACAAUCAGAUGGGAGAUUCCAGUGGCCUUUCUAUGGUGCAGUAGCACAUGAACACACCGUGCUCCUGGAUCCACUGCAGCAGGGAACUGCGCGCAUCUCGAGAAAACAUUGCAAAAAUUCUAUGAAUUGUUGUAACCGGUAAACUUGAUUGUAUUCUGUGUAACAAAUAUUUUGAGGACAACAUGGAUCUUUCUUUGAAACACCUUGGGUUUUAUUUUCUUGAGACAGUAUGUGCAUUUAAAUGUUACAGAAGGUUGUUUCGUGUAACUGAUUUUAAAUGUGUUUUUUUUUUUUUCAUUGCGAUGAAACCUGGUCAGCUUCUGUUUCAAUUAAAGAAUAAAACAAAAUAUUUUCAACACACA
Messenger RNA from Tinamus guttatus (white-throated tinamou), 1755 nucleotides. NCBI's taxonomy places the organism in Eukaryota, Metazoa, Chordata, Aves, Tinamiformes, Tinamidae. The record is from RefSeq and is a predicted model, not a curated record.